AUGUCAGCAAGUACAGAAGCAAGCGCAAUCAUAGAAUUUUUUAAACGAAAAUCAAUAUUUAUUACUGGUGCAACUGGCUUUAUUGGAAAACAAUUAGUUGAAAAACUUGUUCGAUCAUGUCCAGAUAUUGAACAUAUUUAUCUUCUUAUUCGACCAAAACGAGGUCGUAAUGUAAAUGAUCGAUUAAAAGAAUUAUUAGAAAGUCCUUUAUUUAAUACUGCACGAACUAUUAAUCCAAAUUUUGAAAAAAAGAUAAUUGCUUUACAAGGUGAUAUACUUGAUCCAAAUCUUGGUCUUAAUGCAACAGAUGAAUGUACAUUAAUUGAAAAUUGUCAUAUUGUUUUUCAUUCUGCAGCAACUGUUCGUUUUCAUGAACCACUUCGACUAGCCGUUCAAAUGAAUGUUGCAUCAGUUAUAAAAAUACUUGCUCUAUGUCAUAAAAUGAAAAAAUUACAAUCUGUGGUUCAUGUAUCAACAGCCUAUGCUAAUUGUAAUCGUAAUGAUGUUGCUGAAAUGAUUUAUCCACCACCUAUUCAACCAUCAAAAUUAUUAGAUGCUAGUGAAUGGAUGGAUGAUCAAGUAUUAGAUGUUUUAACAAAUAAAAUAAUUAAUGAUAGACCAAAUACAUAUACAUUUACAAAAGCACUUGCUGAAUAUGUUAUAUCACAAGAAUCAGCAGAUCUUCCAAUAGCUAUUAUACGUCCAUCAAUUGUUGGUUGUACAUGGCGUGAACCAAUGCCUGGUUGGAUUGAUAAUUAUAAUGGUGCCAGUGGAUUAAUAGUUGCAACAAGUAAAGGUUUGCUUCGAGCAAUGAUAGGUAGUAAUCAAGCAACAGCUGAUAUUAUUCCAGUUGAUAUUUGCGUAAAUAUGAUGAUUGCUAUCGCAUGGCAUACAGGAAUAAAAAAUCCGAAGACUAUUCCAGUAUAUCAUUGUUGUACUGGUCAUUUGGGUACAUUAACAUGGGGUAAAAUUCUUGAACAUGGCUUGGGUCAUCUUGAUACAAUAUGUAUGGAGAAUGCAAUUAGUUUUCCGCAUUUACAAUUUACUGAAAAUCGAUUUCGAUAUUUUUAUCUUCGAUUUUUACAAGAAGUACUUCCUGCAUUUAUACUUGAUUGUUAUAUGCGUUUAAUUGGUCGAAAACCAAUUUUUUCCAAAAUCUGUGAUAAAAUUUAUAAAAAUGUCCGAACACUUGAUUUUUUUACUACGCACUCAUGGGUUUUUCCGAAUGAUAAUAGUAUUCUUUUACAAAAUGAAAUGAGCGAUGUUGAUCAACAAAUAUUUAAUUUUGAUGUAAAAGACCUUGAUUGGUCUCAAUAUUGGCGUAUUUAUUGUUUGGGUGCUAAACAAUAUUUACUCCGUGAGGAUCUUGCUCAUAUGCCGCAAUGUCGUAAACGAAAUCAAAGAUUAAAACGUUUACAAAAUUUUCUUUGGUUUACUUCAAUUGCACUUAUUGUUAAACUUGUCUUCUUUAAAUCAUUCAAAUUUCAUCGAAUAUUAAUUGUUUUUCUACGUUUAAUUAUUUCCGUCCUGUCGACAAUUACGACAAAAAUUGGUGUUAAUAAAAAAUAG
Molecule: messenger RNA, 1569 nt
Organism: Rotaria sordida
Lineage: Eukaryota; Metazoa; Rotifera; Eurotatoria; Philodinida; Philodinidae
Source: the annotation of a GenBank genome assembly